UACCAGCUGCGAUGCACAGGCUGUCCCUGUGGUCAGGCCGGGCCAGGAUGAGGGGCUGAGCCACCCGCAAGCAGCAGGUCCCGUGGUUCUACAGCGGGCCCCGUGGCUGGCCACGUUUGGACAAAGAUGGAAACGAAUGAGCGCGCCAAAGAGGGGCUACUGCUCACCCUGCGCCGAUUUCAUAUUUCUGAAGAUUACGGCUUCCUUCUUCCGAAUCCACUGCAGGAGCUCCCUCCUUUCUAUAGACCAUGGAUGGAGAUUGCCAACAACCUGCCUUCCCUGAUCGAGAGCCAUCAGCUUCGUGCACAGGUGGACAAGAUGCCUCUGCUGAGCAGCCGGUACCUCAAGGGCCACCGGGAGGUCUCUUUGGCUCGCUUGAUUCUCAGCUUCAUCACGAUGGGCUACGUCUGGCAAGAAGGAGAGACAGGCAUCGCCAAGGUCUUGCCGCGGAACCUCGCCAUCCCAUACGGAGAGAUCUCCCGGGUGCUCGGGCUGCCCCCGAUCCUGGUUCAUGCGGAUUUGAUUUUAGUCAACUGGAAGAAAAGGAAUCCUUGUGGAGCUCUGGAAAUUGAGAAUCUGGAACCCAUUGUCUGCCUUCCUGGGGGAUCCAGCACCAGAGGGUUCAUCCUGGUCACUUUCCUGGUGGAGAAAGCCGCCGUCCCAGGGAUCAAGGCCAUGGUGCAAGCCGUUAACGCCAUCCAUCAACUUGAUAACGGGAGCAUGGAGGAAGCAUUACACGAACUGGCAAACUCACUCAGAGACAUGACCAGAGCUCUGAAGAAAAUGCACGAUUAUGUGGAUCCUUCUGUAUUUUAUGGUGUGACACGAACCUUUUUUUCUGGCUGGAAGGACAACCCGUCCCUGCCGGAAGGGCUGAUCUACGAGGGGUUCUGCGAUCAGCCCCUGGCGUACUCCGGGGGGAGCGCAGCUCAAAGCACCACGCUGCAUGCCUUUGACGAGCUCCUUGGCGUCCAGCACUGCAGGGAAAGCGCCGCGUUUUUGCACAGCAUGAGGGACUACAUGCCGCGGCCCCACCGGGCUUUCAUCGAGGAGCUCCGGCGAGCGCCCCCGCUCCGGCGUCACGUGUCCCGCUCGGGCAGCGAGCGGCUCCGUUUGGCGUACAACAAGUGCGUGGCUGCGCUCUCCGACUUGAGAACCUACCACAUCGCCAUGGUCACCAAGUACGUCAUCAUCGCUGGCCGCAACGCCAAGGACAAGCCCGCCCUUUCGUCCAUCAACCCCUUAUCUUGCCUGGAGGGGAGAGGGACCGGGGGGUCAGGCCUGCUCAGCUUCUUGAAAAGUGUCCGAGACGCCACCGAGGAAGCCACGCUCCCCUCCUAGAAGCUCGCUCUUCUUCUCAGCUGCACGAAGCGCAUCCUCGCAUGGCCAAAACAAGCCGCCAUCUUUAGCAGACCCACGUGGCAAGGGGGGUGACCGGGCGGGGCAGCAGGAGGUGCGGUGGGCUACCGCUGAAGACCGUUGCCAUUCCCCCUCCAUGUUACAUGUCUAAAGCUACAACCUUGAGGGCUAGAACCAUACUCAGGUCUUCUUAUGGCCAAGCAACUAAGAGAUGUGAUAUGGGAAGGCUUGGCUUUGGAGCGGAGAAUCGCUGGCUUUUCAAAGGUCCAAGGCCAUAGUAGACAAAUCUUCAUCAAUUGUGCCUGUUCUAAUUUUCCUCUGUAUAUGCAAGCUUAGAAAUAAUUAGCCUGUACUUGAGUUGCAUGGAAGGCAAAACCAGUGAAUCAGUUUCUCAUGAAAAUAUCUCAAGUACAUUAAAUUCACAAAUCACGUUCUACCCACCAUCCCAAACCAGGAGCUGCUUCUCAGUUACAAGCCACUGCGAUGGCCCCCACUGCGUUACAAGCCCCCUUCUCCGCCCUCCCAGUUCUUCUUGCUUCCCAUGAUAAGGAAGUCUCUUUCCCCCGCAGCCACAAAUGUUGAUGCUUGAACGAAAACCUUCCCUGGGCACUAGGGAAAAGAUCUGGGGCUCAGGGAGGGGUCUGCAGCUUGGCUCCGGCCAAGCAACACCCCACCCUCAACACUGGUUUGCGCUACGUGGAGCUGAUCGGCCUUCCCUGAUUCCUCGCAUGUCCACAUGCACUUACUCGGAGGUAAACGCAUUGCUGUGUGCGGCGCAUUUGAGGCAACAUGUAGCUUAGCUGCCUCCGCUGUGGCUUUCCUUCUUUCUCUGGGGCCGGCGAGUUCUUUCCUCCCACCUGCUUGGUAAAAACUCUGGGAGAAGAGCUGUAACUUAGUGACAUGGAAGCACCUUCUUUGCUGAGCUGCUUUCUAGGUUCAGUGCCUGGCAAAUCUAGGCUGGGUUGGGAGAGGAUUCCUGCUGGAAACCUUGGAGCUGGAUGGAUAAAUAGGCAAAUGUCAUAACGUGAUUGUCUGGCCAUAUAAAGCCCUAAAUGGCUUAGGAUCUGGCUACCCAAAGGGCCAUCUGCUCCCACAUACAGACCCACCCAUUGAGAUGGGGGCAGGAGGUCCUUCUCGAAGAGCCAUCUCAGAAGGAGGUACAAGGGAUGGUGAAUGGAAGGGCCUUCUCAGUGGCUGGCCCCUCGAUUGUGGAAUAGGCUCCCCAGAGAAAUUCUCCGGGCACCAUUCCAGCACCAGGUGAAGACAUUUUUCUUCUCUGAGUAUUUUAAUUGAUUUGAGAACUAAUGAUGUUACUUUCUUGUCCUGCUUACUUGAUAUAAUGAUAAUGUUUAGUGUUAAAAUUAGUGUGAUUUUAUUAUAAUUGGUUUUAUUGUUGUUUUUAGCAUUCAUUAUUAUCGAUCUUAUCAUAAACUGCCUAGACAAUCCAUUGUGACCAGGGGGCAGUGUAUAAAUUUAAAAAUAACUAACUAAACAUAGAAAUAAAACAAAGAACAGGGCAGGGCCAAAUAUAAACAAAUAAAAGGCAAUCAACAAAAUGGUACAGGAAAAAAGUGUUGGACUUUAAUAACACAGUAGUGUAUUUUGUAGGAAAACUUCUUUGAGGACACAAGAGUGCCAUUUAUUAUUUUUUUUAGGGACAUGACCUUAUUAGAAACCAUUUUAUUGUUUAUUAAAGUUCUGCCUAUACCUUU
Molecule: messenger RNA, 3071 nt
Organism: Varanus komodoensis (Komodo dragon)
Lineage: Eukaryota; Metazoa; Chordata; Lepidosauria; Squamata; Varanidae
Product: indoleamine 2,3-dioxygenase 2-like
Exons: 10
Coding region: 127-1341 (404 amino acids)
Biological process (GO): 'de novo' NAD+ biosynthetic process from L-tryptophan
Cellular component (GO): cytoplasm
Molecular function (GO): L-tryptophan 2,3-dioxygenase activity; heme binding; indoleamine 2,3-dioxygenase activity
Source: RefSeq, a predicted model, not a curated record